Messenger RNA from Physeter macrocephalus (sperm whale), 522 nucleotides. RefSeq names its product heat shock protein family B (small) member 9 (gene HSPB9). The transcript has a single exon. Lineage: Eukaryota; Metazoa; Chordata; Mammalia; Artiodactyla; Physeteridae. The record is from RefSeq and is a predicted model, not a curated record. Bases 9 to 425 code for a protein of 138 amino acids. Gene Ontology annotation, cellular component: nucleus; cytoplasm.
UCACUCGGAUGCAGCGGGUCGGUAGCAGUCUCCCCAACGGGAGCCAGUCGGCGUCCCGAUGUCCCGGCGUGGCCUUUACUGAACAGAACCAGGUGACCACCCUGCCGGUGCAGCAGCUCGCGGAAGAUGCGGCAGCUGUACGGGGCAACGUCCAUGCGGAGGAUGGCUUCCAGAUGAAGAUGUAUGCCCACGGCUUCACCCCUGAGGAGCUGGUGGUUCAAGUGGACGGCGGAUGCCUGAAGGUGACUGGCCAGCGGCAACUGGAGGGCUGUGACCCGGAUGGGAGCGACUUCCGCGUGGCGCAGAAGGUGCACCAGCAAAUGUCAUUACCACCGGACCUGGAUCCCGCCGCCAUCAUCUGCUGCCUGACCCCGCUCUGGCCAGCUGUGCGUCCGCGGCCAGUGCCCGGUGCUGCCUUCCCCUGAAGCCCAAACAGGACCCGCCUCGAGACUCAGGAGCCGUGCCUCUAAGAAGGGUUCCAAACUAGCCCGACCCAGUGAACCACCACCGUAGUGAGAAACA